Messenger RNA from Impatiens glandulifera, 1995 nucleotides. Its product is annotated as iron-sulfur cluster co-chaperone protein HscB homolog. The record is from RefSeq and is a predicted model, not a curated record. Gene Ontology annotation, biological process: [2Fe-2S] cluster assembly; protein complex oligomerization. Gene Ontology annotation, molecular function: protein-folding chaperone binding; ATPase activator activity. The transcript has 7 exons. Lineage: Eukaryota; Viridiplantae; Streptophyta; Magnoliopsida; Ericales; Balsaminaceae. The coding region runs from base 106 to 903 and encodes 265 amino acids.
CCGGCCAUUCCACAAUACACAAAUACACCCGCCAUUUCUUCUCCUUCCUCUCUCAUCUAUCUUCUGGUCUGGACUCUGGAGAAGUACCUUCUUCGAUUUCCUGACAUGUCGAUCCAGAAGCUACGAAUGUUUCUCCUUGUUUCCCGACGAGGAUUACUUCCUUCGUCUCCUCCUCGAGUCUCCACCAUUUUCGCGUAUUCUUCUUCCUCGUACUGCUUAAGCGGACAAAAUGAAUAUCUUGCGUCAGAAACUCCUAAUUUCCAUUUGUUUAGACGUUUCCAAUAUUCUGGGAAAGGAUUCUGUUCAGAAUCUGGAGCAAAAGGUGCCGCUGUGUGCUGGAACUGCGGUUAUGUUGCACAGAAUUUUGCCUUUCUGGUCUGCGAUUCAUGUAGAAGCGUUCAGCCGGUUGAUCAGUCGAUAGAUUAUUUCCAGAUUUUCAGACUGGAGAAAGAUUAUGACAUUGAAAAUGACAUCAUUGAGGGGAGAUACAAAGAUUGGCAGAAGUGUCUGCAUCCUGAUUUGGUUCAUUCCAAGUCUGAGAGAGAAAGAAAUUAUGCUGCUGAACAAUCCUCUCUGGUAAAUGGAGCAUAUCGCAUUCUUGCCAAUCCAGUGUCCAGGGCAGUAUACAUUCUAAAGACUGCAGGUAUGGAUGUGGAUGAAGAUAAAACCAUUUAUGACCCAGAAUUGCUUGCCGAGAUUAUGGAGAUCAGGGAGGCCGUAGAGGAAGCUUUGGACCCUCAGAGUUUAAUUCAGAUCCAGACUGAAGUACAAGAGAAACUGAAAAUUUGGACUGAAAAUUUUUCCAAGGAAUUUAGAAAGCAAAAUUUUGAAGAAGCCUAUACUUGCCUCCAGAGAAUGAUUUAUUAUAAACGUGCAGAUGAAGAGAUUCUUAAAAAGCUUUGAUAUCGGAUCAAAUUAGAAGUUAUGGUUAACAUUGUGGUCCUCGAGGUUCAAUUAUCUCUGCUGCAACUAUUACUAUAUUUUUAAUGAGGUUUGGAGAUUACCAGGUAUCCACAUUUUAUUUGUGAAAUUUACCCAUAGACUAUAUGUGUAUUUGCAUUGAUGAUCAUAGACAGUUUCUACCUUUCUUGUAAUUUGAUUUGAACAUAAAAGAUUCAAACUCUGAUUACGAUUUAAAAGGGUUUAACAAAAGAACAUUUUUAUAGUUUAUUGUUUUCUAUAACAUUAUUCUAUAUUAUAUGUUCAUAAAUAUUUUUCUCCAUAAUAUGCUUCUUCAUGAUUGCCUUGUAGAACUUCUUUCACUCUGUAAUAUCUUGUUAUUCUCUAGUAAAACUACAUUUUAAUUGAUGCAUUUAUCCUUAGAUGUAAAGUUAGUUUAUUAUUAGCUCUAGUGUUUCUAUUUUAUAGGAGUGAAGCUAUCCUUUAGACUAGACAACUACUUGUAUAUAAGGCUACCUAUGUAGCAUAAUAUAUUUUUAAAUAGAUUGAAAUAAACAAACACACUUUUGUAAAAUUACAUAAAGAACAAACUUCAAAAAAGAGAAGCAAGAAAGUCAAGCAAACUCCCGCUUAUUGUCCUUUCAAAGCACCCAAUCUCAAGGAUCAUAUCCCAAUCCAUCAAUGAAUUGCCAAAAAUUAUUAUCUGCUUAUUGUCGGCCUAUGUACUCUAUUUUUAUUAUCCAAAAUAAAGAAAUCCUGUAUAAUCCAUUGUAUUAGCAAACACUAGGAUUUAAUACACUAAGAAAGAGGGAUGAAAAGCGAAUAGAGAAAUCAACAUGAGAAGAUAGAAAAAAAUAUCAUUCAAUUGCAUAAUAUUAUAAACAGAUAACACAAGUCUCCUUUUGCAAUAGUCUAAUCCCUUGCCCUUUAUAUGAUAGGUUGAUCAUGUUUUCAUCAUUAAGGGGAAUAAAGUCCCUCAAAUGUCAUGCAUUUUCUAAAUUUCCUUGUGAAAUAUAAUUCUUUUUCCCUUUGCAUUCAAUUUAUCUACUUGUUGUAACUACAAAUAUAGAAAUAGAGCUCAAAUCUAACUAUUUU